CGUCAUUUAUAUAUUGCAUAAUUGCCACCGAUUUGGCACCAGCUGUGGGUGGAAAUUUCCUACUUCUUCUUCUUGUUCUUCUCCUUCUUCUUCUUCUUCUUCCUCCUCUGUAAUUAGUUACCAAUUUUGGAUUUCUCCAGUUCACUUGACAGUCAUGGAUCCGACAGAGAGCAACAAAGUACAUUGUGAGAAAUCUGCUGUUAAACAGAAUGGAUAUAAUAAUCAUAAUGAUAAUGAUGAUGUGCCCUUUAACAAUUUCACCGACGACAAAGAUGAAGGAAUUGAAGUGGAAAUGAUCGUUCCUCCAGAUGGAGGCUGGGGUUGGAUAAUAGUGGCAGCAUCUUUCAUGUGCAAUCUUGUUGUGGAUGGAAUUAUCUGCAGUUUUGGAGUUUUCCUUGUCAAAAUUAUGUCAACAUUUGAAGUUUCAAGAGCUAGAGUAGCAUUAGCAUCUUCCUUACAAUCUGGAUUUUACUUAAUGGCUGGUCCAUUCGUUUCUGCCUUAACAAAUAGAUAUGGUUUUAGAACGGUCGCUAUUCUAGGAAGUGUUAUUAGUUGUUUUGCAUUUGUACUUUCAUCCUUUAGUCCGUCCAUUGAAUUUCUCUACAUCACAUAUGGAAUUUUAGGAGGAAUCGGUGCUGGAAUGAUAUAUGUACCGGCAGUAAUAACAUCAGGAUUUUAUUUCGAAAGAUGGCGAGCAUUAGCCACUGGAAUUGCCGUUUGUGGUUCUGGCAUUGGUACUUUUGUUCUCCCGCCAAUUUCCAGUACAAUAAUCAAAAAUUUUGGAUGGGAAAAAUCACUCAUAAUACAAGCCGGCAUGCUGUUAAGUUGUGCUGUAUUUGGAGCAUUAUUUCGUCCCCUAAAACCAAGGAGGAUCAAAGUAAAACCGACAGAGGAAAACGCAAUGAUCGAAGUGAAUACAACGCUAAUGGCAAAAGGUUUAUCGCUUGGUUCAUUACAUGCAGGACAACCAAUUCGAAGUGGUUUCUUUGGAACUAAUAACAAUACAGAAUAUCCAACUGCUGCUCAAUUCAUCGGUAGCAGCCCCGACAUAGUAAACAGAUCAAUGCAUUCUCUACAUAAAGUGAAUGAAUUGCAACGAAUGGAUGGGAAAAAAAGUACAUCGGAAAAACGAUUGUCUGUACCGAUUUAUCCAGAUUUGGAAGUAAUUAAUGACGAGGAAAUAAAAACAGUCGAAGAGGAAAAUAAUUUAUUGAGUGGCGAUUUGGAGAGACUAAACGGCCGCGUACCAACAAUACGUAGGCACACGAUUAGUGGACGUCGCCAAAGUUCUGAUAUUAGCCAGAAAAAUCUCAAGAUGGGUAAUGGUCGAAGUCCACCAGUAAAAGACCAUCAGAGGCCCUUUUACAGAGAUGAUAUUUUUUAUGGAGGGUCCUUGAAUAGACUGCCACAUUAUAAAUCACAAAUAUCUUCAGUUGGUUAUCACAUGUCCGUGACACGUCUUCCAACAGCAAAAGAUUUAGCUGAAGAAGAAAGUGGAAGCUGUUAUUUAUGUACCGAAAGUGUAAGAAGAACCUUAUCGACAAUGUUGGAUUUCAGUUUACUAAAGAGUCCUUCAUUUUUAAUUUUGGCAAUUAGCGGCUCUUUGACAAUGAUGGGUUUCUAUACACCAAUUAUGUAUUUAGAAGAAAGAGCAAAGUCUUUUGGCACAAUCGAUGAGACAACAUGUAUGUUUUUGGUCUCAAUUAUUGGAAUUGGAAAUACAAUUGGUCGUGUUCUUUGUGGUGUAGUCAGUAGUAUUCCAGGUGUUGAUGCUUUAAUGUUAAACAAUAUUUUCAUUAGCAUUAGUGGAUUGCUGACAAUUUUUUCCGGUCUAUCACAUUCUCGAGAGUAUCAAUUUUUUUACUCUGCAGCAUUUGGUCUCAGCAUUUCGGUGUUUGCUUCGUUGAGAUCAAUUUUAGUUGUAGAUUUAGUUGGACUGGAAAAACUUACAAAUGCCUUUGGACUUCUUCUUCUGUUUCAAGGAAUGGCGGCAGCAGUUGGCUCACCUGUUGCAGGUCUUUUCCGAGACUUAACUGGAAGUUAUAAUGCAUCAUUCUAUAUUUCUGGCACGCUAAUUCUUUUAUCAGCCAUUAUUUGUUAUCCAUUGAAAAGGAUAAAUGAAUGGGAAAAACGUACAACCUCAAUUGGUAAAUCAAAAUCUUGAUUAAAAAUCAAUUGAAACAUUCACCAUCAGUAAAUAACACACAAAAAGUCAAAUUCUACUUUUUUUUACACGCACAAGUGCCUUAUUUGUACAGAUAAACAGACAAAAAAGUAGAGAUUUGCACAAAAGAAAUUAAGACUGCAAAAAAAUUUUUUCAGUCAUGAAAACAAAACUAGUUUUCAAAAAAAAAAAAAUAAAAUAAAUAAUAAUAAUAAUAAUAACGUGCCAUUCAAUUAGAAUGGUAAAAGAAACUAAAAGCGGUUUUAAAAUUUAAAACAUAAAUAGUCAGCGUUAAAAUCGUAUUUACGUUCUAGUAAAUUUUAAAGAAAAAAAAACUGAUUUUAUUUUCCAGGCAAAAUAAAAAAAAUAUAUACCAAAUGUUCUAAUCGAGAACUUUUAUAUACAAAUUUUUUGAGAAAGGAGUGUAUUUCUUAUUUUAAAUAAGAAUUAAUGAAUAUUUCUCGCACUCACAAAUGAUUUUUUCCUUUAAAAGCAAAAUUUUAUUAAACUGACAA
Molecule: messenger RNA, 2679 nt
Organism: Leptopilina boulardi
Lineage: Eukaryota; Metazoa; Arthropoda; Insecta; Hymenoptera; Figitidae
Product: monocarboxylate transporter 10
Exons: 12
Coding region: 155-2164 (669 amino acids)
Biological process (GO): monocarboxylic acid transport; transmembrane transport
Molecular function (GO): monocarboxylic acid transmembrane transporter activity
Source: RefSeq, a predicted model, not a curated record